This is a messenger RNA of Tetrahymena thermophila SB210, 1437 nucleotides long. RefSeq names its product F-box protein. The transcript has a single exon. The record is from RefSeq and is a predicted model, not a curated record. NCBI's taxonomy places the organism in Eukaryota, Ciliophora, Oligohymenophorea, Hymenostomatida, Tetrahymenidae.
AUGGGUAACUAGAAUAUGAAUAUUUAAUAAACGUCAGGAUAAUUAGUUUAGCUUAAGUAGAUGUUAGCACUUGAAAACAGACUUAUGCUCAAAGAUAUUUCAUUAGGUUUCUCUACUGGAGAUGAGAUACAUCCUUAGGAUGACUUCUUUCUGUUAAGCGAUAAAGGCUAUUAGAAUUUUAAAGUGAGUGAAAUUGUAUUAUUUGAAAAUUAAAGUAAUGAACUGGCUGCUAUUUAGUUUAUAUAUAAACAAUACUAGAAUUUAGAAAAAAAUUAGGAUUUUACCAUUAAAGGAAAUAUAAUAGGCCAUUAGCAGAUAAAAAAUAUGAGUUAAAAUAAAAUCAAAUUUUCAGAUGAUGAAUUUAUUAUUGAUAUAAAGGUAUAUGUAGAAUAUGUUAUAGAUAAAAUUAAGAUUUUUUUGAAUAAUGGUAAAUGUUUUACUUAUGGAAGUCGCCAAACAAGUAAAUAAGAGACUUAUUCUUUUACAGCACCUUAAGGGUUCCACUUUACUUGUUUUUCUGGCUCGACAAGCUCUCACUUUAAUGGUUUGUGCAUUUUAAAAGCAGAUAUUUGCUCUAUUGAAAAAUAUAAUACUAAUCCAAAAUCAAAUUUUAUUGAAAUAAUUGCUUCAAAUAAAUCAGCGUUGAGAUCUUUAAUUCCUUAUUUGACUGUUAAGGAAAUGUCAAUUUUGAUGAGAGCUUAUAAAUUGUUUGCAAAAAUAUUAUCAAAUGAAGUUUUGUUUAUUGACGAAAUAGGAAGAAGAGCUUUAUUUAGUGGUAAUAUCAAUUUAAUCAAAUAUUAUCAAAAUCUAAUUAAGCAAGAAAGUCUAGCUAGCGAAUAAAAGAAUAAUCUUAGAACUUAUUAAGAUAAUAUUAAAAAUUAUGUUUAAAAUCCUCAUGGAGAAGAUAAAUUUCGUGGGUUCGAAUUUCUUAGUGAAUAUGGGCAGGCAGAGCAGAAAGAUUCUUACAUUGAAAAUUUGAAUGGAUUGACUCAUUUUAAGUUUUCAUAUAUGAAAAAUAUUUUAGUUUGGAAAAGAAAGAUGCAUGAUAUCUUUACUGCUAAUGACAUAGAAAAUAUAGAAAACAGUUCCUUAGCUAUUGUUUUUGGAAUUGAAAUAGCUGACAGUAAUUAUGGAGGUAGUUUAACAGCAGAAGUAUAAAUACAAGAUGAAGCACAUAACUGUAUAUUUAUCCAAAGGAAGAAGUUUGAUACAAUAUAAAGAGGGUUCAAAUUUUAUAACAUCGCUGGUUAUAUCAAAAAAUAGAACUUAAAUUAAUCAAAGCCUUAAAUAAUAAUAUUCUCUAUCUCAGGUCAGGAUUCUAGAUUUUGGGCAGGACAUUUUGGACCAAGGCUAAGAUCAAUUACCUGCAGACUAAUCCCUGUUUUAACUUAAUAAGAAAUUAACCUGUUUAAUAACAGUUUUAAAAAUGUCCAAUGA